CAACAAAUUUCAGACCCAAAACUCAUAUUCCAUCUCUGUCUCCACAACCACAUCAGGGGAAAGCAAAAUCAAGAAUGGACCUCGCUCUCAAACUUCCUUAUAUGUGCAUAUAUUCGACUGUGUAUACAAACGCGGAAGUGGAUACAGAUGGAGAAUAGCCGCCUUCCCCCGCCCGAAAUUUCUUUUUAACUGACUAGAAAUAGGAGAAUCAAGAUCCCCACUGCUCUCAAACGCAUCUUUCCGAAUCGGGAAAACCCAGAAAAAUUCCAAGAAAUUGCUCCAAGAAAUUGCGCCAAGAUUUCAUCUUUCCGCAUUGGGUUUGUGGAAAUGGUGGAGGGGAAUGGCGACGGGAUUUCAAGAAACGCUUCUGGGUCGUCGAAUUGGUGGGCUAGUUUCCACCGAGAUAUCUUGGCGGGGGCUUUGAUGGGGGGAGUGGUGCACACUAUUGUGGCGCCAAUAGAGAGGGCCAAGCUGUUGUUGCAGACCCAGGACAGUAACAUAGCAAUCUUGGCUGGGCCUCACAGGAAGUUCAAGGGCAUGCUGGAUUGUAUGGUGAGGACUGUUAGGGAAGAAGGGUUUCUUUCAUUGUGGAGAGGAAAUGGUAGCAGUGUUAUCAGAUAUUACCCUUCUGUUGCUCUCAAUUUCUCCCUAAAGGACCUCUAUAGGAACAUCUUACACAGCAACUUUAAGGAAGGCCACUUCUUGGCCGGUCCAUCUGCUAAUUUCAUUGCGGGGGCUGGAGCUGGAUGUACAACGUUGGUAAUCAUCUACCCGCUCGAUAUCGCGCACACACGGCUUGCUGCGGACCUCGGGAGAACCGAUGCUCGCCAAUUCCGGGGCAUCUGCCAUUUCCUGAGAACUAUCCACGAGAAAGAAGGAAUUCGAGGGGUAUACCGGGGACUCCCCGCUUCUCUUCAAGGGAUGAUCGUUCACCGAGGCCUCUACUUUGGCGGUUUUGAUACCAUAAAAGACAUGAUGUCCGAGAAAUCUAAACCAGACGUGGCUUUGUGGAAGCGCUGGUUGGUGGCUCAGGGGGUCACGACAUCUGCCGGGCUGAUUUCCUACCCCCUGGACACAGUUCGGAGGCGGAUGAUGAUGCAGUCUGGAUUAGAAAAGCCGAUGUACAGAAACACGUUCGAUUGCUGGAGGAAGAUUUACAAGACCGAGGGUGCUGCUUCUUUUUACCGCGGAGCUCUGUCAAAUAUCUUCAGGAGCACCGGGGCUGCCGCUGUCCUAGUUUUGUACGACGAGAUCAAGAAGUUCAUGAAUUGGACCGGGUUGUAGCGGGACAUUUGCCCAACCUCACCAUUUGUUCAUCUUGACACACAAAAAAAAAAAACAAAAAAAAGGAUUAGAAUAGACUGUGAAGCACUGAUUUUGCAGAAGUUAUUAGGUAACUGCACUUUCUGGGACAUGAUGAUACAGUUGAUAGAUAAAACACAAACCACACUGCUCUUUAAGGGAGGUAGAUGAUACCAAA
Molecule: messenger RNA, 1480 nt
Organism: Ipomoea triloba (trilobed morning glory)
Lineage: Eukaryota; Viridiplantae; Streptophyta; Magnoliopsida; Solanales; Convolvulaceae
Product: probable ADP,ATP carrier protein At5g56450
Exons: 2
Coding region: 328-1284 (318 amino acids)
Biological process (GO): mitochondrial ADP transmembrane transport; mitochondrial ATP transmembrane transport
Cellular component (GO): mitochondrial inner membrane
Molecular function (GO): ATP:ADP antiporter activity
Source: RefSeq, a predicted model, not a curated record